GUCAGAAGAGCCGCAGCGGCUUGGUGCUGGAUGAAGUCGGCGUGACAGAUAGCGUACGGGACGGCGCUGCGGGAGGUUGAAUCGUUAUUGUCGGGGAAAAUCAGUAUAUGUACAUAAACGCUGAAAGGCGACACCAUGGCUUUUUACGAGUAUGUCACCAAGGAGCAGCUGGCUGGCUUCGACAAGUACAAGUACAGCGCGGUCGACUCCAACCCCCUGUCCGUCUACGUCAUGCACCCGUUCUGGAACUCCGUGGUCAAGGUGUUACCCACCUGGCUGGCUCCUAAUCUCAUCACCUUCACAGGGUUCAUGUUCCUCGUCCUCAACUUCCUCAUGCUGGCCUUUUACGACUUUGACUUCUCCGCGUCAGCUGAAGGUCACGUCCACGUGCCAAGUUGGGUGUGGGUCGCGGCUGGCCUCUUCAACUUCCUGGCGUACACGUUAGACGGCGUGGAUGGCAAGCAGGCUCGGAGGACCAACUCGAGUACGCCACUGGGGGAGCUGUUUGACCACGGCUUGGACAGCUGGGCCUGCAUCUUCUUCGUGGCCACGGUCUACUCCAUCUUCGGCAGGGGGGUGACGGGCGUGAACGUGACCACGCUCUACUACAUCCUGUGGGUGGUGCUGUUCUCCUUCAUCCUCUCCCACUGGGAGAAGUACAACACCGGCAUCCUCUUCCUCCCCUGGGGCUAUGAUGUCAGCCAAGUGACCAUCUCCAUCGUGUACAUUAUUACGGCCGUGGUGGGUGUGGAGACGUGGUACAUCCCAGUCUUUUGGAAUUUCCACUACAGAGACCUGUUCACGAUCAUGAUUCUGGGUUGUUCCUUUGCUGUGACUCUUCCGAUGAGUCUUCGCAACGUCUUUAAGGCGUACCGCAGCAACACGCUGAAGCACAGCUCCCUGUACGAGUCGUUCCUGCCCUUCCUCUCGCCCGUGCUCCUCUUCCUCCUCUCCACCCUGUGGGUGCUGCUCUCCCCCAACGGCAUCCUCCAGCUGCAGCCCCGCGUCUUCUACCUCAUGGUGGGGACUGCCUUCGCCAACGUCACGUGUAAGCUGAUCGUGUGCCAGAUGAGCAACACGCGCUGCCAGCCGCUGAGCUGGCUGCUGCUGCCCAUGGGCGCGGCGGUGCUGCUGGUGGCCACGGGCACGGUCACGCACGCCGAAACGCUGCUCCUCUAUGCCUGGACCGGCGCGGUGGUGCUGGCGCACGUGCACUACGGCGUCUCAGUGGUGCACCAGCUCAGCGACCACUUCAACAUCUGCGCCUUCUCGCUCCGGAAGCCCGGGGCGGACUGACUAGACGGGGAGGAGAAGGUCGGUCUGCAGGCUGCGGAGGUUUAGACUGUCCCAGCAGCCCUCCGGCGCCGCAGCCCAUCACCACGGACACCGACGAACACCUUCCCGCGAGGAGAUCCAUCAUCCCUGCCUCCCUACCCCCCACACCCCCCCCCCCCCCC
Anguilla anguilla (European eel) is the source of this 1457-nucleotide messenger RNA. It is a transcript of the gene selenoi, whose product is annotated as selenoprotein I. The transcript is spliced from 10 exons. Gene Ontology annotation, biological process: phosphatidylethanolamine biosynthetic process. Lineage: Eukaryota; Metazoa; Chordata; Actinopteri; Anguilliformes; Anguillidae. Gene Ontology annotation, cellular component: endoplasmic reticulum membrane; Golgi apparatus. The record is from RefSeq and is a predicted model, not a curated record. Gene Ontology annotation, molecular function: ethanolaminephosphotransferase activity.